AAAAUAAAACAUACUGUUUUUGAAUACAGUCGUACACCGGUAAAGUCCAAGCCUGAAAUUUAAGCGUUCUAGAACACCCAACUACGCGUUCAGUUUGCAUUGAUAACUUUGUUUUCAAAAAAAGUUCUGAAAAAUGCUAAGUAAUGCAAUGAAAAGUUCAUCUCGUUUGGUUUAUUGCAAUGUUAGAAAUUUUACAUCAAGUGGACAGCUGAAUAAGAAAGUUGCUGUUCUUGGAGCAGCUGGUGGUAUUGGUCAACCACUUUCACUUUUGCUUAAACAUUCACCAAUGAUUAGUCAACUGUCUCUUUACGAUCUUGCUCCAUAUACUCCAGGUGUCGCGUGUGACCUCAGUCAUGUUGAAACUUUAAGUGAAGUGAAAGCAUAUCUUGGACCAGAAAAGCUUGAUGAAUGUUUAAAAGGAUGUGAUCUUGUCUUGAUACCAGCAGGCCUCCCUAGAAAGCCAGGAAUGACACGUGAUGAUUUAUUCAAUACCAAUGCAUCUAUUGCAAUGAAGCUAGUUGAUGCAUGUGCAAGAAAUUGCCCCAAUGCAAUCAUUGGUAUAAUAACCAAUCCUGUCAAUUCUACAGUUCCUAUUGCAGCAGAGGUUUAUAAAAAGCAUGGAGUCUUUAAUCCAAAUAAGUUGUUUGGAGUUUCUACACUAGAUGUUGUUCGUGCAAAUACAUUUGUUGCUGAAAAAAAAAAACUUGAUGUUUCUAAGACCAGUGUUCCUGUCAUAGGAGGCCACUCAGGGGUUACUAUUUUACCAUUACUUUCUCAAGUCACUCCAAAGGUUUCAUUUACCAAUGAAGAGGUGAUUGCCCUAACUACCAGAAUUCAAAAUGCUGGUACUGAAGUAGUUGAGGCUAAAGCUGGCGCUGGUUCUGCUACUUUAUCUAUGGCUUAUGCUGGUGCUCGUUUUGCUUUUUCUAUUCUUGAAGCAAUGAAUGGUGCAAAGGGUGUGGUAGAAUGUGCUUAUGUUGCAUCCACUGUUACAGAAGCUUCCUUCUUUGCUACUCCAUUAUUGCUUGGUCCCGAGGGUGCUGAAAAAAAUUUAGGUAUUGGUGAAAUUUCAGAGUUUGAGCAAAAGAAAUUAGUUGAGCUUUUGCCAGAACUGAAAAAAGAUAUUGCAAAGGGUGUCCAGUUUGCAAAAGCUAACCUUUAAAAUUGGUUUGGUUACAUUGAGUGGUGAUAUAAUUUAUAAUAUUUAAAGUGUUUAAAAUCUUUUAAAAAAACUUUUUUUGUAAGAAGUUUUCUGUAGAAAAAAUAUUUUUAAAAUGUAUUUUUUGAAAUUAUUUUUCAAAUAAACAAAAUCAAUAAAUUUAA
Messenger RNA from Hydra vulgaris (swiftwater hydra), 1323 nucleotides. Its product is annotated as malate dehydrogenase, mitochondrial. Lineage: Eukaryota; Metazoa; Cnidaria; Hydrozoa; Anthoathecata; Hydridae. Gene Ontology annotation, biological process: tricarboxylic acid cycle; carboxylic acid metabolic process. Gene Ontology annotation, cellular component: cytoplasm; mitochondrion. Gene Ontology annotation, molecular function: L-malate dehydrogenase (NAD+) activity. The record is from RefSeq and is a predicted model, not a curated record.